Messenger RNA from Dermatophagoides farinae (American house dust mite), 966 nucleotides. The record is from RefSeq and is a predicted model, not a curated record. NCBI's taxonomy places the organism in Eukaryota, Metazoa, Arthropoda, Arachnida, Sarcoptiformes, Pyroglyphidae.
UUCAUCCAAUCGAAUCAUUCAUUCAUCAUGGACAAAAGAUUAAUAAUGGCUUUAUAGUUUUUAUUUUUCCAAUUUUAAAUGAUGGAUAAAAGCAAUAAUGAAACCAAUAAUUUACCGGUGGAAAAUGAUGAUUUACAAAUGAAAAAUAAACGAACCACAACGAUGACGACCAUCACCACCACCGGUUUAAUUGAAAGUGUACGACGUAAAUUUAAAAGCAAAGAUAUUGGUCGUCAAUUUUGGAUGCCCGAUUCAACAUCGAUAAAUUGUUUUGAUUGUGCAACCAGAUUUACAACGAUUAGACGUCGUCAUCAUUGUCGAAUAUGUGGACAAAUUUUCUGUAGUAAUUGUUGUAAUGAAAUGAUUGAUUCUCGAUUGAUUGAUUCACGAGAUUCUACCAGCAAUAACAAUACCAAUAGUGGCCUUUUACGUGUAUGUAAAUAUUGUUCCAAUCGUUUGCAGAAUUUAUUUACAGAAAAAUCUAAAAACAAUUCGAAUGCAUCAAAUACCGAUUUACGUGAUCAAAUUCAUCAUCGUCGAAAACAAUCAAGUUCCAGUGAAAAUCGAAAAUUUUCCACAUCUUCUAUUGGUGAUAUUGUUCGAUUUGCUAAAGCAAAUUUCGAUAAUAGUGAUUCAGUAAUGAUUGAUUUGAAAAAAGAUCAUCAUCAUCAUCAUCAUCAUCAUCAUCAUCGUCAUUCAUAUCAAUCAUCAACACCGAAAAAUUAUCGUCCAUCUUCAGCUGCUGCUGCUGUGACAUCGGCAAGUUUUGAUAGUCGAUUCAUUCUCAAUGAUGAAUUGUCCAUAUCCAAUGAUAAUAAUUCAUUAUUAUCUUGUUCAUUUGAUAAUGUUCAAAUAUUGUUGGAUGAAAUCGAUGAAACCAUUGAUAAACGAGAACCAAUUUGGGUGAAAGAAAUUGAUGAAGAAGCUCGAUUGAAAAAACAGGCGAAUAAAUUUUCAUUUAUAAGC